AUGGAACCAGCCCCGCCGUCAACACGAACACAGAUAUACUUUUACACCAGUGGCGUUAGAGCGCCAGAACUUCCCACGCUCUCCUACUCCAUUAUGCAACGGAACCCAUCCAGGGAAGACAUUGGACAGCGGCCUGAUUUGUACGCCUACCCGCCUACCAGUGACUUCGGUACGUAUGCCAACAUAGCAGGAAACGACGAAAGGGAUGGAGUCUACUACAUGGAGGGUUCGAUGAAACAGCAGCCCAUGAUGGCGUCUUCUUAUCCAUCAGACUUUGCACAGGCCUCGAACGGCACUUUGAGUGGUAUCUCAGUGGAGAGCCAACAACGCCGUCAUCGGGCUAAUCGAAUCGAGGAACCAAGUGGCUACUGGGUCCUACCGCACACAAAACACCACAAGUCACCCAGUCAGUCCAGCUCUACUCCAACACGAUAUGUUACGCCCGGAGGACGAUACCUACAUCGUAAACCGAAGAAGCACACUGCAGGGGUGCAGUUCCGAGGAGCUGAAUAUACUGUUUACUCAACAGCUCCACCCGGUGGGGUGACGGAGGGAAGGGAGGAGGUCCAGCAAUAUUCCAGUCUCAGUCGUAAAGUUGAUCCAAACAUCUCAGUAAGUUCUGAUGUGACCCAUUGUAAACCCGCACAACAUUUCUGUCUCAUGCUUCGUAGCAUACAAUGACAUCCAACCUCUCGGAGUACUCGAAAGUUAUAUUCACAGUUAAAAGUCCCAGUUCAGCAAAACAUCCGGUUAGAGUUCUGCAGUCUGUUUUUAACCUGACGGAGCAGUUUGCACAGAGUUCAAUUACAGAUACAAACGCUGGGUAUUUCUGUAAUCUAAUUAUACACAGCCAUUAACCUGCGGGCUGGACGCAGGAAGCGAGUAAUAAUCCGAAUAAAGUAAUAACCUGCCGCAAUAUUCACAUGCCGACGAUUUGCUUAGACACUUUGACCCACGAACUAUAAAACUGCAUCAUCGACUUUUCUCACAUAUGCGGUUUACUACUCAUACUCGUAGUGGAGGACAUGUAUGUAAUUUGCAUACCCUUUCCCUGUGUACACUAGUAUAUGUGACUUCAUAUUGUACAAAUAGCGCUUUUCCUUCUUAAUGAAAUAGGAAGGCCCCUGAAAAAAUAGAGAAAAUACAGUAGAGAGAGAUAUUAAAUGUUCUUCCAUCAAACACCCUUUACGCAGUCUCACAAACUGGACAAAGUUUCAUACGACUAGGAGUCGACGGUGUUGUUAACCUAUAGAUGUCAUGUCUGCUUGUGAACUGGAACCAUCCUCGUGUUACGAUACUCAUCAUCUGAGAAUGUGUCAAAUCAACCAGUGCGUUCAGUAUCAUCGCAAUAGAACUUGAAGUAGUCUUUUUGCUGGAAUAUGAUGGGAGAGAGGGAGUUCUUUAUGGCACCAUGUGUGAUCCUGCAUAACUCUCACCUACAAAAGUCCUAGUCACAGGCGGCUAGGUUACUGUCUGUUCAGUACAGAUUAUCGUCUAUAAGUCCGCCUCAGAGACCUCCAGCUAGGCUGUGAUGAUUACCCUAGGGAAACUCGUACCGAUGCGAAAAUCAAAAUAUGCGAAGUCUGGGUCGUACGCUGUAAGGAACCAGCACGCGAUCGUUUCACACAAGACGGAGCGAUAUCGUGCGCCAGCCGCUAGUUCAUUUAUCUCAUCGAAAGUCUUCACUCAGUAGCUGGAGCCUCAGGACUGGGGGUGGGUGAAUUCUGCGCAGGUGGAUGUCCCCGCCGCCCGUAGAUAGUCAUAUUUCUUAUCAAGUGAGUAAACUUGUAGGAGUAAACUUGUAGCCCAGUCCACUGCAUAUUCAAGGGAGCUGCUGGUCAGCGAAUAAGUGAUUUGGCACCAAGUGCAUUUCACUGCCCUGAUUCAAAACUCUUUAAUCAGAAGGGCCACCUGAUGAGGCAGUAACCUCUGUCUGUAGAACUACCUCUAGUCUCACAAUGAUAGCCUAAACAGUGGACAUAUCUUCAUGCUACACAAAUCUUCAUCAAAGGCCUUACGUAAUCAGCAACCGCUUAUUGAAAAAGCAUAAGUCUCUGCGCCACUGUUUGAGGGCAGAUUGCUUGCUGCUCCGAGGGUAUAGGAACUUCGCUUAGCAGUAUUACAAAAGAUCUAAUCUCUGUAACACUGGACCUAUGGAAUAUCACGUUGCAAACCGCCUGGCGUACAAGUUGAAUACUGGGUUUCAAAAAGACUAGUCAAUUGAUGAAACCGCGAAAUCUGUGGUCAAAGUAGGGUGCUCUUUCUAAACGCAAUCGUGGAGUGGCCACUUAGGAUUACUUGAGUAGCUUUAAUCCUGACCCUAGUUAGAUACUGCAAGGCUACAGAUGGCUUAUCAAUUCUGACGUUUAUAUCAGUAUGAAUGUGCUCAAACCGCAAGUCUUAAUGACGAUACUACUUUCAAAAUCCUCCUACCAAUAUCAGCUGGUGCUCACAGUACUACCUCUCCGCGAACCUCUAGGUGGGUAGUCACUGGCUGGUUCAGUUCCGGGGUCUUUAAAAUGAUUUUGACUCUACAUUUAUGUUCACUACCAAAGGGGCAAGCUAUCAACGGCGGGAUCACUAGCUGCUCUCACACCUUUUAAUUCCCAUCUAAGUAUGAGGGAUCCGGCCGCGCGGAUUCUGUGUUCUUCGGCGGACUCUCAGGACUAGUGCGUGGGAAGAUGAUAGUUUUGCAACGUAUCGUUAUCAUCUUUUGUUUGGGAUCCAGCUGAGACUGGGUGCUGCAAUAUUUGAGCAAAAAGCAUGACUGGAAUUGUGCAUGAUGCAUGUGCAUCUCACAAUUAGAAACUUUUUAAAAACCGAAUUAUACUUUUCUUUUGAGUUUGAAAUUAGAAGAAGACGUGAUUUUCUACCGAAUAAGUAAAAGAAUGAAUAUUUUUAUGCAUGUUUUCCAUGAAAUAUAAUUGAAUUUUCGAGGGCAUCGAAAAUCAAUGAGAAAUGUCGUAAUACAUAAGUAGUCAUUUUUUGCAGAGUAUAGAUCUUGCAUGCAGCCGAAAAUAAGUUCUUUCGAAAGCCGACACCCCGAGGUAACUGGAUCAUUAUAUAUUUAUGCUGCAUCAUGAUUGGUUUUACAACACUACUUAAUUUAUCUUCUCGAAACGAGAACGCAUUUCGAAAUUUUUGUUGACAUUUCAUUAGUAAGCACAUCUACUGUAUGUGAUGUCCACAAGAUGUAGCACUUGAGGGAUGACUUAGUUGAGAUACUUCCGCAAUUAAUCCGCCAAAUCAGACGUCAAUAAUUUACUUUUGAACUAGCUUAUUUGCGACCGUAUGUGACAACAGUAUUCUGUAAAAAAAUGAUCGCUUAAGUUGCGCGAAUAUUUUCCACUGACUUUUGAUGCUUUCCCAAAUUCGACUACAUUUACAGAGAAUUAGCACAAACCUGUUCUUUCUGGCAUUUAUUUGGUGGAAAAACGUGUCCUCUGUACGUUUUCUACUUGAAGAAACACUAGUUUUCGUUUUUUCGAGAGUCUUAAUUCCGGAAUAAUUUUGAGCCCGACCUGUUGUUAUUUUGGGGUUCAGAGUUUGCAGUCCACCAGCUGUACGCUGUCCACGGAAAACGAAUAGUACAUCUCCUUAUGCUACUGAAAAUAUGUCAUAAAAGCUCAUAUACUUUUUCUAAAGAUGCGGACCAUGCCGUUUACUUUUUAAUUGGAAAUAUUAAGCGUGUUGAUGCAAUGUUCCCUGAGUAGACGUUUCACGGUCUUAGAAAACUUAUAAUUGGAAGCCUUAAAACAAAAGACGCUCUAUUUCUCCUGUAAGGCAUUUGAAGAAGACGUAAUUUUCUGCUUAAGGAAAACAAGCUGGGACACUUCUAUGCUUGUUUUCUAAAUAAUUCCCUUGAUUUUAUGAGGACAUCAAAAAUCAUCGGUGAGAAGUCAUGCUACUUAAGUAGCCACCUCUCCCAAUCUAUGGUUUUCGCGGACGGGCAAAAGUGGGCUUCUUCAAAGCUUGUUUUGCCAGGAAUUUAUCUAUCGGCGCAGCAUAACGCUAACGACCGCAGAUGAAAUUGCGGGACCUGCCGUUUACAAACUUUAUUCAGCAGAUCCUACAUCAAAAUGAUAACAGCACUCUACUUUCUGUCCAAGCGGCAAUUUCCUCAAGUGUGUUGGGCGGGAAAUUCGAGUGCGUGCACCUUACUGACAUAUCUUUGAGCAUUUAUGUAGGCAAAAAUUCGGCAUCCGUAGAAAACCGACAUAUACUUUGCGCGACUACUCGGGAGCCAGCGAGGGUCACUGUUGAUUAACCUCGACCAGUAAGGGCACAUAAAGAGUGCUGCACUGAACGGGUGAAGAUGGGGAGGGGGGGUUGCGGUGCUACGGGCAACAACAAAAGCAACGAUAGGGUUAAGGGCCACAAUUAGCUGUCCGUUAGACUGUGGAUCCUAUGCUGAUGAAGGCACUCACGAAAUCUAGCUAAGUACUGAUGACUGGCAUUUGUAUCCAAGAGCAGAGAAGCAAAAAAUGGUGAUCAACGAAACAUGGAUUAGGAGAUGAGAGAAAUGUCAGCCGGGAGGGUAGGCUCAGUUGUUCGAUUGUGAGGCACCCAUUUAAAAUGGAACGCCAUUGAACACCCAGCUGGAUACCGUAUCUGCGUACGUUCGUUACUUAACUCGAAAGCAUCAUCUCUGUAAUCGACUGUCUUCUCUGUUUGCCUACAGUGUGCGACCGAUCUCAUUAAAUGCUGGCCAAAAUUCUGAAAUGCGUUUUCGAUUAGGAAGGAUUACUUAGGUGGGGUUGUAAUGCUGAUUAUAUUGCGGCGUAAUCCUAUAAUAUCUCGGACGCAGCACGAUGUCUGCUUUUGAAUACACUGCUUUCCAAGCUUCUGUAGAAACCGUACUUGUUAAAAAGUGACCACUUAAGUGGCAUGCAUUUUUCACAUUGAAUUUUCGAGGGUUGUGUAAAUUCAAAUAUAUUUUACAGAAGAUAUGCACGCAGGUAUCCUUCCUUUCACUCAUUUGAUAGAGAAUCACAUCAAAGUUAUAUUUUUACUCGAAGAAAGAGUAUAUUUAGGUUUUACGUUUUCUAAUUCCCGGAUAAUUUGGAGUCUGGUCAGCCGUUGCAUUAGCGCCUAGUGAUUUCAGUCUUCAAAGUGCAUGCGUACCCCGUAAGGAAAAUCAUAUAUUCCUCUAUGCCCUUAAGAUGAUACUAUAUAGACUUCAUAAAAUUUUGCAACGGACUCGGACUGUGUUGUACAUUUCAUGAGGAACAGUGGUAAACGGACAAUUACGAUGCUGUGAGAAUGGAGAGUGCACGGUCUCAAAAUCCCAUCCUUAUAAACUUUAUCAAAACCUACUUGUACUCCUUCUUCGAGUAUAAAAUAUGGACUUGACGUGAAUUUACAUCAAAUCUUCUAUAAAAUAUAUUAUAAUUUAUAGGACCAUCGAAAAUUAAUGCACAAAAUGUAUGCUAACUAAGUAGUCAUUUUACCGAGUAUGCUUUCUGUAUAAAAUUUAAAAGCAGUAUAUUCAGAAGCAGACAUCCUGCUGAGUCCGAGAUAGUAUGGGGCUAUGCCGCAAUAAAAUCAGUAUUAGAACCCCACCUAUGUCAUCCUUCCUAAUCGAAAAAGCUUUUCGGAAUUUUGGCCAGCAUUUCAUGACAUUGGUCGCUCACUGUACAUUCCGUCAGCUUACUGUCCGGUGUACUGGUCCGCCCGUAAGCCCACACCCAAUUACCAACGUUCUCGUAUGACAUGAUCCACAGUAUGCCGACAGCUGAUCGGGGUCCUUCGCCCUACCGUUACUGGCACAACUGCUCCCGAACACAGUUUUCUCCCUCAUUACCGGUCUCUCCACUGCCCGGCCCUACUCCACGCUUGUAGCCAGUACCAGAAUAAGCUAGUAAGGUGUACUUGUUUGCUAACGUUUAAGUAAAAUAUACGAACGUUGUUGACUGGAUGAGGGAUCAUAAACCUGGUGAAAUUACUUUCUGAUAUGUUGUCAGUGAUGUAUGCCCUAGGGCUGCCUUGAUGCCAAUUUUAAGCUAAGAGAUAAUUCCUCAGUUCGAUAAAGGGCUGCCCCACCAGUUUCCCCCGAAAGAAUCCCUCAGAAACCGUCAAGAAUCGGCAGUCUUCCUGCCUCUCGUAAUCACCCACAUCCUCGCGGCAGCCGUAUCAAUGCAUUAGCAGAGCCCUAAUUUAUUCCUCACAGUCUAUGCGAGCAGCCUUAACGCGCGUUUUUUGCAUUAGGCAGCGUGAGUGUGUGUGUGUGUGUUUGGUGUCUCGAAGUGCUGCCCUGGGCUCUGGGCCACAGUGUUGCCGUCGAUGACCUCAGACCCCGCGCGACUUGCUUCGAAUUUGCAUCUUGCCUGCUAGCCAGAAAAACAGAGAAGGACUCGAUGCCGACGCGGCCCAUUGAUUGCCUGCCACCGUGACGUCUGUGGCGCGGUUGUUUUUCUCGACAGGCGCCACGAUCUUCUUGUGAGACGCGAUGACAGCCAACCACAAACGUUGGAGUUCUAACGCAGGCUUAGCCCUGUCACUGUUUAUAUCUUCCUCUCUCCUCCUGUCAGAUUCUUUCACGGAAUUUUGUCUAUUCACUUUCCAAAUCUGAUGAUCAGUAGGUCAACGAGGCAUAAGCAGAGGCAGGUGGUUUUGCGUCCACCGUUCACGGAACUCACUAGUUCGUUGCACUGCAGCGACGAUAUUACAGAUUGUUAGCGUCGAAUUUGAGCUCUGAUUGCUGUGUUAGAAAGCUGCGGCCCGUCGCAAGAUUUGAGAACCUAUUCGACACCUUUUCGAACCAGUCGUAGUGGUCUUGAAGUCACAUGGAGCUGAGAGACGACGGUCGUUGAUAGAACCAUCCUUUCUGGGAGGCGUGAGAGGGACGACAUUUACUUUUUGGUCAGCGAAGAUCCUUAGCGGAUAACUGACAAAUGCGCAUGUAAAAACGCCACUCUCCUGGUUGGUUACCCUAGCGAUUAACGCAAAUCAAAAUCGCCAUCGGAAAAGUGUGGAUUUAUUUGCCUACCGGGUGUCGUCAACAAGCAUUAAUAUAUGAUGAACCUAAUUCAUUUAAUUAAAAGAAGUGGUUGGAUUCCUACAAGUAUAAAAUUCGGAAACUGAGCCUGUAUAAAUGAGAGGGGAUAUAGCAGCCCAGUUUAAAAGCUCCACCGUGCGUAAUUUGAAAGUAUUCGACUCUUUCACGGGGUCAUUUAGAUUAUUCAGAAUGGUAUUUGGAAAUAACAAGCAAUCGAGAGCGUAUUCAUAGUCCAAGGCACACGAAUCAUACAUCAAGUAGGUGUGAGUCAAUGACAUUUGACCGAAAAGCCAAAUCUGCAAGCAAAGAAGUUUAAAUGGAAACAAAACCGAACGUUGCAUUCUUUUACAGCCUUUUCAGUACGCACAGAAGUCUGAAUUUAAGCUCCGCGGAUGUCUUUUUGCCUCUCUCAAUUGAAUUUGUCUCCGUUUUAGUUUCUAUUCGUGAGAUCCGGUCAUGCCUCAACAGGGUCUUCUUAAGGGCACACACAAGGUUACUUUGGCUUUGUCAAAAACUUUAGUCUGAUUGUUUUUGCGGACUCUGUAUUUUUGAAUUCAAUUCUGACGUUUCAAGAUGCAACGUUUGAAAAACCUCGGAGAGAAAGAGUUAAAAUUCAGUUUACCCAGAGUUUGGCCGUUACCUGCGCUUUCGAGCAACUUUAGCAUGUUCGACCUCGCCUAUUUUUCAUUUGGAAACGUCUCUGGAUCGGCGACUGACCCUUAUCUAUUAAUUGGAAACAUUUACGUUUGUAUGUCUCAAACAUAGGCUCAAGCUAAUUCACAAACAAGCGUUCAACCAUGCACUAAGCAAUUGCAAUCUGGUCGAUCAUCAGCGAGCUUUUUGACAUUCCCUUUUAUGCUGCUGGCUACCAACGCGGUGGUGAAAUGCGCUUUUAUAAAUUCGUCCAAAACUCCUAAACAAACCUACAGUAAAGUGUUUGCAACCUAAUUUGUAGAGCCUGCAUAGACUAUCAGAUAAGAAAUAUCUCCUUUUUAUCGCUGGUACGGAUCCCAACUCUGCUUAAAGUAGUCUAACUCGAACGUCACUACCCCCUGUGCAUUUGGACAAUUUAGAAGCGUCAAUAAAUCUCGCCCAUCCUAAUCAUUUCAUCGGUUUAUUUAGAUAGGUAAGUAACAGAUAAAAAUGGCGAACUGAUGAUACGUGUUGCGGGAGAAACAUGUUAGGUGUCAUAGUACUGAAGUUAGGUUUCCCUGGAUAUAAGUACGGAUCCACUUGGACGGAGCAAAGUACUCGGCAGCGGUAGGACGAAGGACCCCAAUUGGCUGUCAGUAAACUGGAGAUCGUGUCGUACGAGAAUUAAGAUGAUAGUGGGUUUUUACGGUUGAAGCAGCACGGUGGAAGGCAGGAAACCGCAGAAGACAGUCAGGGGCAAGAACGAUACUUCGGAAUAAAGCGACGAAUGGUUGCGGAUACGGUAUCCAGCUGGAUAUUCUAUGGUGUUCCAUCUUGAAGAAGUGUCUUACCAUCAAACAAAUGAGUCUAUCCUCUGACAGGGAUUUUUGUUACCCCUAAAUUUAUGCUCAGCCGAUCUUAUUUAAUUCCUCCGCCCUUGGGUACAACUCCCAGUAAUCAGCAACUAAUUAGAUUUCGCAAGUACAUACAUUAGCACAUGAUCAUCAAUCUACCGACAGCCAAUAGGGGUCGUCCACCCUACCGUUGCCAAGUAUUCAAUACUGGGACAUUUUUAGUCUGUUUAGCGAAGAAUGAGCAAUCUAUGCAUAGUAUCUAUACAACCAUUUUCCAGUGCAAGAUGGGGAUAUGAAUUUUUGAAGGAGAACCAGCGUCAUGUCAACUUCAUGGGUUAUUCUGAAGGCCACUGUGUAUAUAAAUUCACUGGUAAAGGUCCAGUAGGUCUUUCUGAAAGCGAUAGAUUUAUCUAGCCUUACUAGAUUUCCCCUCUGAAUGCGCAACAAAAGGUUAACUAGGCAAAAGAAAACUAGCUGAAGUCUGUAGACUUUGUCUAAACUCAACGAUAUUUGUCCCCAGAGAUAGCAUCCAUGUAUAGAGAGAAUGUUAACCCAUUAUAUUAUGACUGUUCUCCUUAACCUUUAAUACCUUCAUGAAAGAAUGUGAGACAGAAAAGACUUAUGCCAGUCCCCAACCAGGACAUGGGACUAGGUACCUCCGCCCAAGUAAUAAAGAUUGACUUGCAUAUAACUCCGGAAAGGGCAGAUAUUCCCAUGUCCAAACUCCAACAAUAACCCUUACCUUGGCCCUCGCCCUACCAUAAACCCCAAGUCUGCAGCUACCGCUAACCCCCAACUUAACCCUUAACUUGAUUUUGAUUUACGUACCGGUAAAUUUAAAUCAAGUCUCUAGCUUAAUCCCAAACCUAACCUAAAUUUCACUGGAAGUUGGCCUAGAGUCACUGGCAUUCCAGGCUGUUCCUGUUCUUAUGUCCUGUUCAGGGAGCCGUAAACCUAAAAUCUCAUGACGCUGUUUAAGUGAUGCCUCCGCCGUGACGGUCAAGCUCUAUCCAGUAGGGUUUCAAGCACACUGAGGAUACUCGCAAAUUCGCCCAACGAGACGCAGCUGAAUACGUUAUUACCCCCUGGUUGGUUUAUGGUAGCUUUACAAUCUGUGGAUUGCUCUUCCACGCUGUUGUCUGUCAAAAGUGCAGUAGAUAGUGGACGACGCAUAAACUUCUACUUCACUCACUUCCUUAAACAAAAGGGCGCUGAUUGUGUAACUUCCUUGGAGCAUGGAUCGCCUAGGUUCUACGGAACAUCCAGCGAAAAGUUUUUCGCACCCUUCUGUGCAAACAAAUGAGACAGAAUGGAUAUCUACCUGGACCACUCCAGAAGAUGAGCAACGCUGCCAAAAAAUUGAUCAAAACUUACUCUUGUGACAUCAAAGUCACUUACUGGCAUACUUGACGCGAAUGGCGCUACAAGAAUAAUUUUAGGCAGAGAGGCUGGCAGCAUGAGCAGCAUGGUCAUGAAUAAAUUUUUUGUGAAUUUGCUGCACAAAAGACCUUGCCCCACUUCAAAAAGGCUAGUAUACUUUGCAGACUGAAUAGACGGAACUGUAAUAAGGCUAUCUUGAAACACACAGAAGUCUUUUUCAACUAACCGGUUUUAUCAGAGGCUGCAACGGCUAUCGAAAAAUUAUUUUUACCUAAAAUUGUUUCCUCCGUUUGAAGUGCCCUGGGUGUAAGAACUGCCAUCCUUAUCCAAGUUACCGCCUCGAUCCUACUUUUUCUUUUUGGUGAAAUGUUUCUAAAUUCCAGAUUUUUUUGUAGUAGCCGUCUCCUUUUUUGAUCUGGUUUUCCCAACACCACUGUGUACUGAUCUUCCUGUGCUCUCACUAGCAGCAGUGUCAUGAGCUUGCCUGUUUAUGGUUUCAUUUUGUAAAAGGGUAAGGAUAGGUUGUGGAAGCCCACUUGGUUUAGCGCGCAUAGGUAACUGCUAUAUUUUUUUUGGAAGGCCUUGUUUGUUUUAUUAGCCCAUAGCUACAGAAAGUCACCCUUGUGUAUCAACUAACACUCUGAUAUAACGACAUGCAGCGAGCUCUUUCAGUACGACUUUUAAUGAUAAAUUAUUUAGCGUGAUACUUUGGCUCUCUCUCUCUCUCCUCGCAAUCCCUUUGUCUUAUCUUGAUUACAUAGUUAUCUCAAUGUGCUUGUAUUGCUUUUGGUUUUCGAUUCCGCACGCCGUGACUUACUUAUUUCUUCCCGAAGAGUAGUUAAACCUCUUUGUGCCAUGUUGCUACUCACUCAUGCGUUCCGCAAAGAGUGUCGGUUGCCUUUUGGUUUUCUUUGCCUUGGUUAUAAUACAGACAAUCUGCUUCCUCAAUAUCUCUGAGCGGUUUCUGACUUCGAACGCGUACGCCCGACUUAUUUAUUUCUUCAAGAAUACUUGUGCAUAGUCCCUCACAUGAGCAACAAUAGGAGUUAAAUUUAGUUGAGAGGCGGGGUUACAGAACCUACCGCUGCCUAUAAAAUCUUUAAUAGAAAGGCUUAAACAAGGAGAACCAAGUCCUCAAGGGCAAAGUCCUCAAGACCAUUAGGGACUUCGCAACAUCUGAGUAGAUCAAUGUCCCUCCUUAAUGAAAAUAUCUGAGGUUUACUUGGCAUCAUUUGUGCUGACUGCAUAACUAGACUGCCUUCUUUAUUUAGACGCACUGUUUCAUCUGAAAAAAAAAUCACUAUUUAUUGCAUUCUGUCUAAGCAGCGGAGUAACAGGUUAAUCGUAUUUGAAGCGCAUUUUCUUGUAGCAAAUCACUGACCUACCGGAAAAUUUUGAUCCCUUUGCAAAAGGACCUUUGUGAAUCCGAGCGAACAGUGGCAGUGUUCAGAUUUCGCAAAGAAAGAUAACUCACGAUGAUUUAACAAAUAAAAAAUUGCCGUUUAAAUAGUAUACAAAAUGAAGGCUGUUCCAACAGCUCUUCAUCUCACGAUCGCUUCUGAGUUCUUAAUCUGAGCCGCAAACAUUUACGUAGGAAUAAAUAAUAGAUUAAAAGAACGCCGGCGUUUUUUAUUGUCUACUGAGCUAUGUGUUAUACCCUCAUUGGGGCAAAAGAGAAAAAACAAAUAGUUUUGGUGAUAACUCUUCAGACGGUUCACGGACAUUUCAAGGCAUAUACCCUUUUAUUAGGCAAAAACAAAGUGUUUAUUUAAUCCAGACUACUGAAUGAUUUAUUUGGACAAAUUUAUGGAAACUCUGCCGACGACAUGGUUGCCCAAGUAAUGUUACUGCUCAAUUUGGUUUCAAAAAGCGCCACUAGAAUUAAUUCGAUGACUGACAAUCUUUCUUAGUUGCUAAUAUGUUCUCUGAUAUGAUCGCAGAUUGCCAUUCAGAAUUUUUGGAAAAAUGUGUACGCAGUGCCUAAUCGUAUAACUUCCCCUAUUUCUAUCUACCCACAGAUGUGUGGUUGUUGACAUGGGAUUCCAUUCUUUUAUGCAGAUUCCUAGAAAAUAAUGGCGCCGUUAAAUGAUCUGAUCUCCACGCCUUAGAAGUAACUAAAUCAUCUGAGCUUAUUUAUCUUUGGAGAACCAAGCAUAGAUGUAUCUCUGUUUCUGUCAAACCAUGUUCCAUGGACAGUUUUUUCGCUGGGAAUUGUUUCCUUCAAAGCGAAACCCUAUUCUUUGUCACCCAGUACAAGAACGCAGGCAGGAGGGGGAUGGCGUUAUGGAGUUUUACCCACUCAUAACAUCAUAAGAAGAGAAACAGUGGACAUAGUGGUGACAGUGUCUACUCUGUGAUUCAGUUUCUGUGUACGGAUGGUUUACUGUGUGUGUGUGUGUUUGUGCACGACCUGUCAUGCACCUCUCCAUGAACCAAGGUGCCGCCUCUGUAUGCAUAAGAACUGUCCCCAGACGGGCUGCCAGUCUGGAUGUGUGCACAAGGUUGCUGCGUAUUCUAUGCAAAUUCCGCGAACUGACACAUCCACCUUAAACGCCACCUACCCCCCCCCCCCCACCUACGGGGGUGUGAGAGUUGUGAACGGCGUGGAUUCGAGUUACCUAGUCUCUACCCGUUGUUUAUGCGCAGAAUUGCUAGCCUUGUCGCGGUGACUUUUGAUGCACGAUGAGACUUCACGAGUACAUGCCAUGUUUUGUCGACGCUACAGUGUUUCGACCGUCCAAAGCGCCGCAUUCCUCUGAAUCAAGGGGAGAAUCCCUGAUCCGAAUGUUUAGGCCUACUGAAAAAUUCCACCCUAAUCAGCAGGUCAUGGGAAAGAGUCCCAGGGUUGGUGAGACCUGGAGUUGGGCAUGACUGGCUAAUGACGGUUGAUAGGCCAGAAACGGUCAUUCCAAUCUCUCUUGUCCUUUCCCGUAGGGCUGUUAUACAUAAUUUUCUCUGUGGCGGCAGAUAGUCAGUAAUAAAUAUCCUGGGAUUCCUCAGUAACUAUAUUUCCUCUGGGGACUGUCUUUUGAAGGCUCAAUGUUCCAAUGCCAUAACCAUCUGACUGCUGUAGAUUGGGGAGGGGAGGAAGCCUCUGGCUUAUCGACUGCUUAGGAGAAAGAGUAAAAACUAAAGCCGGACAGUAGUGAGUAGCAUAGUACACUCAUUGUGCGAUCUUGGGUUUCAAAGACGCAUGUUUAUUUUCUCCUCAAGUAAAUUAUAUUAAACCAAGAUUACGACAGCAAACAUCAAAACAAAAGUCCGAACGAGUUUUUGCUAACUUCUCGAAAGGUUGUGUGAAGGUUUAAAAUUGGCUUCGCUGUUUAGAUGACAAUGUCAGGUCUUAUUUUUCCAUAUUCGGAACUCUUAUUUCCAUAAUUAUGGCACUAAAGUUCAUGUUCUGUUAGCGGAAGCUGUUCUGCAACAUGAAGUGACGUUAGGAAAGUCUUUUGGCCUUAGACGAAUGAAUUAACUAUCCAUUAUGGACUAAGAGUUGGAUCACACAGGCCAGUUCUUUUUCGCCUUUCUUAAAACUCAACCUUUUGAUGGACGGAUGACAAUCGUUUUGUAGAAAGAUCAUUACUCUUACACAGACGAUUCGAUUUUCGGGACCUUAUGUAUUGAAAUAGGCCGCUUGAUAUGGCUCUUACUUCUGGUCGCUUUAAAGUCUGCGGGGUGCGAAACUGACGCAUUCUCACUAGCUCGGGCGGUUAGAGUACUCGACAUGAAGUUGAAAGGUCCAUGCCAGGACAGAAGUCUUCUCGCCGCUCUGAUUUCACAUUUCUAUAGCCCGCGUGAAGAAGCAGUCGCUGUUUCUCCUGAUUUUCACUCCGUCGCAGCGGAUUACGUUUCUUGUGCGUACGACACGUUACCGGAUAGCCCACAAAGACACCGUAGGUUCUUAGAUAUGUCAGUGUGAGGAAAGUUAAGAAGAGAGAAAAGCAGCUGUCACAAGCAGUGAACUAUGAGGACGCUUGUUGGGCGUAAAUCACACCGCGGUAAACACUAAGGCCUGUGCGAGGUGAGAUGGUUGAUUUCAUUGGACAGCUGUUGAUUCAGCCACCUCCAUGACGUGUAUUCGCUAAGACAGCCGGGAAAUCAAUUGGAGGAUCUAUUCAGACUUCACAUCAAAGAUGUUGGCAGAACCUCAUCACUUCAAGUUUUAGAUUACCUUUUUGCAUCCAGUGGUGACGGACAUACCGUCUUCAGCUGUAUCCAUCCAGGGUCGACUUGACGUUUGAAAUGAGAACGACGCACCUUCCUUUAAAUUGUAAUUUAUUUGAGAGGCAUGCGGACGUGUUUUCUAUAGAACUCAUGAUGCAUUAAACAAUUAUUUAUUCAUUCUCUUUCUGUCCAUAAAUUGCUUUGUUUUUUGGACUUUUCUUAAGCUACUGACGGAUCUUUUCCAUGUCUGAGCAAAUGGGGUUCGGCGAGAGAGAACGACUUCCCGACGUAAUGCAGUCCUCGUUAGUUACGAAGAUCAGACAGCAGUUGUCAAAGUCUAUAGAACGACUGAGCAGAAAACACAGAUAGAAGUGUUUUCGAACCCUUCUGUCGAUAGGGCAUUCGAGAAUUCCACUGGCAUUUAACAGGAUCUUUCGUAUAAAAAAACUCCUGUAAGGUCCCUGGCUCUUUUUCAUCUUGACAACACACUUAGUGGAUGGCCAGUUAAGUGCAUACCCAGUGGCGUCCUUUUAAUGGUAGAUCCAUUGGACAUUGUAUUCACUUAUUUUGGUUCUCAGUAGCGAGGUACGGCCAUGUAGCUUUUCCAUCUCAUUUCUAGCCUUCGGCUGGGGAAAUAGACACGCCGGAGAAAAAUUUGCUUAACAAUCUUUAUCCCAAAUUUCGUGACAAAACUCGUGUGCACGCGCGUUCUCGACUAUUCAUCACCGGCCAGUGGUAUAAUACACGUUUCGAGAGGGUACUGAAUGGUGUCAUAUCCAGACCUCCUCAGCCUUCUCCGCCAUCUCUUGUCUUUGGUUUUUUUGUAAUUCAUAUCAAACGUUUGACGACAAGGGCCACGACUCUCCAGGCGGUUCGGUGAUAACUUGCACAUCAAUCAUUUAUACAGGGGGAGGGGGGGGGAUGCGCGACAUCCAACCCGGUCUCGCCUCCCACACACGAAAGUUCGACUGUCGAUUUCGACGAUGUCUUCCGUAUACCCCAGAGCAGUUGGUGGGAGCAGGGACGGUGAAUUACAUGGGGGUUUAUAGGACCAGUAGACUUACUCUGCAUCUACCACACUCUCUCCUCCCCCACCUGAGCCCGGUGUCAUGACAGAGCCAAGAGGACAGGAGACGAGGGCGGCCGCGGGUGGAUGGCUUGGACGGAUCCUCACUUUGGCGCUCCACUCCGCAGCCCCUGGUCCUCUCAACAACUGGCCAGGUUUUUAACGACAAAACAAUGGAAUGAUGACAGCGAUCCCAGUUUGUGCGACGACUGCCGACAACAGGGUCUGCCAGCGCAUCCCCUGGAUGUUGGCAUUUGUUAUUGCGCAAAGAUAACGCCUGCCAGAGUCCGAUGUGGCCCCCCUGUGUUGGUCCAGCGCAUCUAACACGUGACCCGUUUAGGGGGAGCAACACACACAUGCACACGUCAUUCUCCAAAAUACCAGACGUGGCAAGGAUAACUGGAGGCGCAUGUAGGCACAGCGAUUGAUGUGAGUAACCCAGCGUCGUCACGUGGCAAACAUAAACUGGUCCCUAAGCUCGCAGGAAUAGGGGUCCAGUCUCCAAAAGCGCAUUGAGAAGGUUGUCGAAAGCGUCAGACUUAAAGUAGGCCUUGGAGAUUCCAUCCCCGUCAGUCGGCAACACCUGAGGCAUGAGACUGAGGUUUCCUAAUAGAUAAAAGCGGCUCGGGUUGUAGCUGGUAAGGAAAAGAUGUGAUGAAUCAGACUCUCAUUCCAUGCCUUCCGUGGCACCUCCGCGUCCAGCCAAUCGGAAGUGAGGUCUAGCACGGUGGUUGACAGGGCGUAAAGCCCCAGCUAAUGCACACCGCAACAGCCAAUCCCCUUUCGGUACCGCAAUUGUGUGCUCGACAAAAUGGGAUUUUGCCUCUUUGACAGUGUUGACAAUAACCCAACCGACAAGGACAAGAGGGAUUGGAGUGGUCAUUUCGGGCUUAUAGGCCGUUAUCAGCCAACCACACCCAGCUCCAGGUUUUCUGAACCCCGGAGGUCCGAGCCCGCGACUUCUUGGCUAGAAGCCCGUUGUGUCGUCACUUUCGACCGGGCUUACUAACAUUAGUGUAGGGGGUUCACCGAUCGCGCUAUGGGGACAAACUCGUCCCGUUUUGACUUGGUGCUCAAUCUCCAGCCCCGCCGGAAACCUUUUAGUGAUUAAUGUUAUAUGCAUCGAGCCAUCAAGCUUGUGGCUCAAUGGCUACGACAUUGGAAUUCCAACCGACAGCUCGCGAGUUUUCAGGGGUUAAAAAACAUGCGAUUAAGUAUGGCUAGCUGGUGAUGGUUAAUAAGCCAGAAGUGACAAUUCUAGUCGGCAUCUUCUUCGUGGUUAAUGAUGUUCUGUCCACAAUACCGGCCGCUGGACGGUUGCCCCCCGGACUCGAGAUUCAGCGUCAUAGGAAAACGGGACGAAUAUUUCGAAACGCGAUCGGUGAACGUCCUUACACCAGUGUUGCCUUGGUUGCGGUGUGGGCUACCGUUGAAAAAACCUCCCCAGCGUCCGCGUUACUCCCUUCUUCCAGACUCCCAGAUAUGUGGUAAUAGGACUGCAUUAAAGCGCCUCGAAGUACGCUCUUGCAAUGACACCUUGCCUUAAAUUCUCCGUAGACUUGUUAGUUUUCCUAUCAAAACGAACUUGGCUUGAUUGCGAUAACCCCUUAAAUCCAAACUUCUGUUUAGUACACCGUAAAAGCGAAACUGUUUUCUGUGGCUAAGGGGGAUUCGUGAACACACACACGAACAUGCUCACACGAUAGUUCGACAUUUUCGGCGACGUCCACCAUGUACUCCACAGCAAGGUGGAGCAGGGACGGUGACUUAUGCAUGGAUUAGCUUAUGGUGAUAGUAGACUUGCACUGUGUCUACCGCACUCUCUCUUCAAGAAUACCGGAGACGGGGAGAGCGCAGGUGGGUAGCACGGUCGAACCCGCAACUUUACGCUCCACUCCACACUUCCGACCCACACAGCAACUGACCUGGAUUUUGACAAACAACAAUCGGGGGAGCAGCAGGCAGCCCCUUUAUGCGCAACGUACGUCGGCAAUUGGAUCUGCCACCGCAUCCUCGAAAUGUUGACAUUUGUUAUGCUGCGUACGCUGAUAACGCCUGCCAGAAUCCGAUAUUCCCCUCCCCCCCCCACGUGUUCGUCCAGCGCAUUUACUGCGUGGCCUCUUUGAGGGACACACACACACACGCACACACACACACGACAGCUCGACGACCAUCGCCGAAGAUGUCCACUAUGUGCUCCGCAGGCGCCGUGACUUGUGCGUGAUUUCACUAUAGUGAGUAUAACCUUGCGCUGCAUCUACCUCACACUCCCCUCCUCCCCCACCUGGGUCCGGUGGCAAGACAGAGUCGAGAAAACUGAAAGUGGGAGGGGACGCCAGUGGCUGGCAUGACGGGCUUGUACAAAGGCGUACCAUCAUACUUCCUGGUCCAGAACAAACAUCUGACCAGAAUUUUAACCAUCAACAAUAAAAGGGUGACGGCAGGGGUCCCAGUAUGCUCGACGUGAGUCGGCAAUUGGGUCUGCCACUAGCCCCCAAGUUUGGCAUUUUUUAUAGUGCGCAUUCCCGAUAACGCCUGCCACAAUCCAGUGUGGCCCCCGUGAUGGUCCAGAGCAUGUGCCGCGUGGCCGGUUUUGACGGCAAACGCACACUCACACACACAUUGUUAACGAAGGUAUAAUGACCCAUUAUGCGUCCCCGUUUUUUCCGACAUAAUAUUUCCACUUGUCUUCUCCCAUAGUUCAGACCACUACACCCAAGUGCUUUAAUUGUAGCAGUACCUACUCCUUCUCAUUCUCCUUUUCCUCAUAUUUCCUUCUCUUUGUUUUAGGUUACCUUCCAUUAUAACCCUGUGGACGACUUGGAGUCUGCUUUCAACAAUGAUCUCCUCGUUAGAAUGCAAGCCCAGUGUCGUGCCUACCUGGCCAAGUUAGAAAAACGCAAAAAACUUGUAAGUCUUUUUCCCUGCAUGUUCUGAAACAAAAAGCAGCGAAACCUUGAGGUGACUAGGUGAUUGUAAGUAACCCGUUUAUCGCAGCAUAUGAAGAAUUUAAUAAAUUAUUAAUGCGUAAAAACCAGUCAGAAACUCAAUAAGAGGCCUUCCCUUUCUGGUACUGUUUGGGAUGGCCUCUCAAGUAAGACUUUUUACUCACGGUAAAGGCCUCGUUUCUUGUAAGAACUCCUUCUACGAAUCAAAGUUUGAGUAGUUAGUACUACAAUGCCAAUAUAUGACAAAAUAUUUCAAACAGUUAAAGUUGGUUUGUAGCCUACUACCUUGAUGGAUUUGCGGUGCACCACUUGAGUGGCUUUCUCCCUAGAAAUGGCUCGUGAUGUCAACGACGGUGUCGUGAAAUCCACUUCCCCGAUUUUUAUCUCCACAUUUGUAAGUAAGCGAAGGAAGUUAGGCAACAACAGGGGAGAAUGAGUGACUAUUUCUGGCCCCCUAGCUGUCGCCAGAAAGCCAUACUUAACCCCAUUUUUUGCAAGGUCCGAGGUUCGACUCUGGAUCCAUUUGAUCAUUGUUCUUAAGUCCACCACUCUACCACUUGAGUCAGGGGCUCGUCACAUUCUCGAUGGCGAUCUGGGAUAGCAACUAUGGUGGAAGAACGUUGGUCGAUAAAGUCCCAGCUGGCUGACGACGGUAAAUAAGUUAGAAAUGGCCAGUCCAGUUAAUGCUGUCUGCAAGGCAAGUAUUCUCAUAGGUAAGUGAUAGCUGAUCACGCUUCAGAAGACCGCUUAGUAGGAAUACGCCGUAAGAGGAAGUAAAAGUGUUUGCAUUCACGUUUCGCUAUUAGGCGAAAGCUUGUUUGCCUUGCCUUGAACGCUGCUUGGAAGCAGUCGUCCGUUGCUGCAAAUGAGGAAAUGGUGCCUGCGGCUUACUUCAGAAAGUGAUUUAAAACUGUCUUCGUUCCAUGAAUUUACGCCGGUUGUCACUGAUUUUACCAGAGUAAACACCAUCCCUGACUCGAGUUCUUUUGCUUCUUGACACGAUAUUUAAGAUUUCUGACAGAUGUGGAAAAUGAGUUACCAAAAGGUGGUUACUCCGUCCAGUUGCUUUCAGCGGAUGCUGCAGAGUCCAGCCUCUUUAGACAGCUUGUAUACUGAGUAUUUACGUCCUGAUCAAUUUAUUCUGUUUUAAUUGCAGAAGGAGGAUGAUGCCGUUAGAUGUAUUCAACGAAAUGCUGCCGCGUACUUUGAUCCAUGGAUCCGUCUGAUCCUGGCCCUCAAACCACAUCUGAAACGCCAUCGCCUUGAGGAUGAGAUUAUUCAACUUAAGGUAGGGAUUUGCGUCUAUGGAAGCAAUGUAAAAGUUAUUUCGAUUGGACCGAAUGACUACCAUUAGGUCUUUAUCAUGUCGGUCCAUUUACAGAGGUGCUUAAAAUUCCUGGCACGCAAUAUGACGACCAAAUGCGAAAAUGUUUGUCUACUAGCACACGAAAAAACUCGCCUCGAGGAAUCCCGAGGACAGCUGCUUUACCUCAUGAAUUCCCGACAAUGUCCACAUUCAAAUGGCGAACCUAAAUAUGCAUCAGGUUCUUUUUGAGAAAUUGGAAGUAAAGAAUUUCUAAUUUUUCUUCCCUGCAGAGUGAACUCGAGAGAUACAAGGCGAUGGUCAAGGUUCUACGCUACGAAAACGUGGCCUAUCAGGACAAAAUAUCCAGACUUCUACAGCUGGUGCGUUGUUUUGUUGUACGAAUUGUGACUGAUUUCAGUGACAGUUAAAACUGCAUCUAAACGAGGUUCAAACUGCGCGGGAUGUAUGUGUGUUAUGGUGAGGCGUGGUGUGGUAGUACGUCUACGUGCGGAUUUCGAAGUGCCAUCCCGUCCCUGACCUUCUUGACUCUGUAUUGACACCGGACGCAGAUGGUGAGGGAGAGAGAGAGUGCUGUAGAUGCUACUUAAAUCCACUAUCAGUAUACACUAAUUCCUGAGCAAUUUACCAGCCCUGCUCUCACCCUGCUUUGGGACGCACAGUGGAGAUCGUCGAAAUCAACGGUUGAACUGUCGUCAUCGUCGUAUGUUAUGGCACUCUCAUGCACGUGAGAUGGGCGCCGUCCACCGUCUUCUGUGGGGAAUUGUGAGGCCAAUUAGUAUUCCCAAUCAUAUUGGCAGUGGUAAAAAUGACGGCAUAAAAGUGAUGGGGGUAAAAGUGGAGCAAGAGAGGGGAGAAACCUGCUGGUAUCAGCGGACUAAUGAGAUCUCAGGUUGGGACAUAAAGUAGGUCGAAAGCGGUCAUUGACUGGCCUAGGGCCGUCAUAGCUGGCCGUUAGAUGGAAUCGAAUUCGUGGUUUUAGAAGCCCUUUACAUGAGUCACAAAAGUGCUACAUAUUACACUGCGAACAAGAUCGAGAUUAUAAUCGCAGCUCGAAGAAUGAUCGUUCAUGUAGCAACUUUCAAGCACGGAAAACAUCUGUCCCUCGAAUGACAACGUUUGCCGCAGCCAUAAGUGCUUAGCAUCAUCUAAGUCUGGCUAAAUUAUGCGCGGAAUAGAAACAAGAUGGAGAGUUUGGCUCAUCAAUAAAUGUCAUUCCUUUUAGAGUUUCUUUCUAUCGCCCGGGUACUCACAUGUCUGCAGACCGGGAAAAGGGUAGAAUUCGGACUAUGAUUUUCAACCAUGAGUAACAUCCGAGGAAGAACUUUGCUGCCGCUGUCGUUUAAAAAGAACUGGAUGGAAAGUUUUGCUAGAAAGCACACGCGCCAAGCACGCUGGGUAACAUGGAUUAGCUAAUGUGGUACAUCGCCUGAUUACAAAAUCAGACCCCAUACCUUUCUGAGUGGUCCAGUAGGCAAGCUUCUCAUUUUCAGAACUGAAAUGUCAAUCAACCCCGCAGAGUAUGAUCACUCACCAAAAGCCUGAUCAUUAGCUACUAGCCUGAUGGCACCACUACCCCCGUGUGGUGAUUUUUUCCGCAAACGUGGAAAGAAAUGGGCCAGCUCUAGAAAGUUUACCUUGUGUGUCAAGGAAAUCGUCACUGAGGCACUCAGAGGAUGCUGGCAGAGGGCUCGUCUUCUUCCAGUCACACUUCUUGACCUGAGACCCGGUUGCCAGUCAGUGGUAACAGACAACAGCUGACCUCGAGGCCUGCACAUGCGUCGCUACGAGUGCCACACAAACGUGACCCCAUGCGACGAGCUGGACUGAGAGGAAUUUGUGUAGUUUGCUCCUUUCUGCUCUUUGUCUAAGCUGCCGCUUGCCAGAGAUGGGGGGGGAGGUUGCGCGGGUCGUAGACUGCGAUUCCCAGAGGCAGACACUCGCGCAUCCCGAGGUCAGUGCCUCUGACCCACCGGAGCUAGGGUUCGUUUGGUUGUGAGGUAAAAAGUUAGACAAUCCUGAGCUCGUGUCUCUACUGGGAGGUUUAUCAUUUGCAGGUGACUGGAGUAAGGGUGGAAAGAGUUGAGGCGGCAAGGCAGCCGUCUGUUGCUCUUUACCGUCAGACACUUCCUCCAGUAAUGUAACCAAACAUUUUAGAUGAUGAUGAUGAUGAUGAUGAUGAUGAUGAUGAUGAUGAUGAUGAUGAUGAUGAUGAUGAUGAUGAUGAUGAUGAUGAUGAUGAUGAUGAUGAUGAUGAUGAUGAUGAUGAUGAUGCGAUCACCGGAACAAGAUGUUUACUGGCCUGAGGUUUCGAAUUCUCACUUGGACCCAUCGUCAGAGACGGUUGCAGAUGAAGGAAUAUGGGAGUGAGAGAGAGCAUGUUGAUCGUUGUCGACUUAUGUUCACCCAAAUGCUUCCACAGGUUUUUACCACACAAACACGAUUUAACAGCGCGCCUAUAUGUAACUUCCCGAUCGUAAUACGCAUACCACCAAGAUGUGUUUGUCUGUUUCCAUGAAAAGUUUGUAGACGCUGUUGGUUAUGACGUGCAAAAAAUCUGGUUUUCUUAAAUUUUGUCUUUUUUAUAGCUGGACCAGAUGCAUCCCGGCGGCGUUAGUGGUGAUCUCGUAAACCGUCUCAUCAAGGAAGUAAGUUAAUCUUGAACUUUGUUAUCCCGAUUAAAAUAACUGGAUCUACAUUAGAUAUGCUACUGCAUGAAAUUUUACCCGAAAUUCUGAAAUGAGUUUUCAGUACGAAAAGAUUAGCUAAGUAGGACUAUUAAGUUAUUUGUUAUGCCGCACAAUGUCAAGAUAUUCCAGUCCCGCCGGGAUGCCGGCUUUCGAAAAAUCUUUUUGUCUGCCGCCUGCUCGAACUACAUUCCUUGAAAAAUGACUGACUGCGGAGUAUAAAUCUAUUCCAUUGAAUUUCGAUGCCCUUAUAAAGGUAGUUCACAGAAGGCAUGAAUAAAAACAUUCUUUCUCUUACUCUGUUGAUUUACUAAGCUACUUAAGUGCUUCUGCGUCGCCAGAGAUUAAAUAAGGGCCUUACGGGCUCUCUAGUGAGCCCAACCAGCAGCCGCGCAACGGCGCAUGGUAUAGGUAGAAUGGCAUUGCCGACAAAGAUAAGGGAGACUGGAAUGACCAUUUCCGGCUUAUUAGCCCUCGUCAGCCAGUCAUACCCAACCCCGAAGUGUGGAACAACUGGGGCUCAAUCCUCCACCCUGUUAGUUAGAAGUCCAACGCCUCUAACUACUGAGCCACGGGCUCGUUGUCUUGUCGGUUGCUAUCAGGAAUAUACAUUGGUAGACUAGAACAGAUAAACUGGUAUAUGUGCGGGUAUGCAUUUAAGCGGAAGGUUUUGUUACUUUACUAAGGAUACUAAAUAAAAGUAUUUCAAAUUAUUUUGAGUUGCAAGCUUGCAUGUCCCUAAAUACGGUCUCAGAGAGUGAGGACUUGACUUUUUGGAAAAAAACAUUUUGUUCCUAUGAGAAAUGCUGAAUUUUCAAAACUGGUCUAUAUAAUACAGGAAGUCUACUAAAGUGAAAGUAAGUAGAUGUUACCAACUGCUUUGAGGCGCUAGGAACCACACAAGCCCAAUGAUGUCCGUAAUGAUCAAAUCCAGCUUUGUGGCCGUCGCUAAGCGUCCACAACCUGGAUACACACCUAAGCAACCUUUGGUUCGAGCUCUAAGUUAAACGUUCAACUAGUAAAUCAUAAUUCUGUCGUCUUAUUGGCUGUAGUCGGGACAAAAGUUAUUCUGCAAGGACACUUUCACCACACAAAGCGUUCAGGUUCGAAUUUUAGGCUGUCCAGGCCUGAGUCUGAAGCCUGGCCGGCUGAUGACGACUAAUAAGUCAGACAUGGUCGUUUCAGUUUAGCCAGUCCCGGUGGGUAUUCUACUUGCACCAUGGGGCCGCAGGUGAAGGCCAUAGUUAGGAGAGCCAAGGCGAGCGGAACAAGCAUGUUCACUCCAAAAAUAAACUCCCGAAGCUUCCCUUCCAGAGUAUUAGUUGAAACGGAACCAACGUACAAUGUGAUAUUACUGAUAAAACAGUCGCGGUCCACAUUAGUCCGCAGCAGUCUGACGUUUCUAGACUGUACCAUUACAGCAAAUAGGAAUGGUCUAAAAGGCCCAAUUUCCAUCCAUAACGAAUUUAAGCGGCGUGAAAAUGACUAUAAGCAAAUUACAAAUACGAAACCAGUGAUCUUGGACAAAUUCUUAACAAAGAGAGAAGCGUUUUCUUCAAAUAUUUAAAAGGCUAAUCCCAGGUAACGUAAGUAAACAAACUAUUAGCAGGCCGCAUGUGUGAAUACAGAUACCUUCAAAUCAAAAUUCGUUCCGAGAGUAUCUCGCAUUUUCUGUGUAGUCCUUCAGCUAAAAACCGGACUGCGCAUGAAAAUGUGUAUGUACGUAAAUAUAUAUUAGGCGAAUAAUUUCAGUAAUUAUGCAGUAUAGGACAUGAAGUUAAGUCUCCGGGACAUGACUUUUUAAGGUCAGACCCGAAAUUGCCCUAAGCAUUCGAGUCGAAGAUAAGCAACUACUGUGGAAUAAGCACGUAAUGCCCAUUCUACAAACAAGUAAUACUACGAGUAAUAUGAAAUCCAUAUGGUGAAUUUGUUAUACCGUACUUCCGACAUAGAUGCUAACUAAAUAUAUGCAUAGAUUGCGCGAUAUGCCAUACUUGAUAGCGUACGUAGUAGAUAAAAGCCCAGACGUGUGCUCUGCCGAUGCAUGACAUACACACGCAGUAAAUUUAAAAAGUGCGAAAUCAGAUUUUUUUUAUUCAUGACUCAUGAUUUUCAGUGCCCACACAACUGACGCGUCAGUCCUUAAUUGUGGCAAGCUACAAUCUCACUGCGAACAUAAGGAGUCCUAUUCCAAGCAAAUAUGGGGCCUAAUUAAAUGAUUAAACUAAAUGAGGGGAUGAAACCAACUAAAAAACUAAAGGAGUGAGAUCAGUGACAGUUAUUUUCCAGGCGCAAAUUAACCAUUCGUUGGAUAAGUUCAAGCUGAAGUCUAAGUUUUUUAAGCCAACCAAAAGACUAUCUGAAGCAUUUUUUCGGGUAUGAAUUGAAAACAGGCAUGUACAGCAGAAUUUAUUGAGGCCAAUAAAUACUGCUGUGCGCUUCCAUUCGUUACCUAUGUUAUGCAGAGACGGGCUGCAGUUGAUAAGCCGUCACGAAAUUUAUUGACCCCAGUAAAUUCUGCUGUACAUGCCUGUUUUCAACAUAUGACUAUCGUAUUUUGGUUUAUCAUAUAUGACCGAAAGGUGAGCUGCGAGGCUUCUUUUUCUAAACCUAUGCAUUUUAUCUACUUAACACCUCCCCCCCGCUAAAGUAGUAUUCGUUCCCAACCGAUAUACAGGACAAUACAGAGACGCGUCUUAAAAAGUGUGAUGAUCCUCGUGAAUUUCCCUGCUGAUGACACUAACCCCUUGUAAGAUUGAAAUGAAACAAGGGGGUGUGGAAUUACCACCUCAGAGCGCAAGGACGUUAGGAGUCACAUAGACAUUGUACUCAUGGGUGGGGGUUGGGAGAAAGGACACGGCACGGGAGUCAGAAUAGUCGGUUAACCGAACAAAAUACAGGGUUGCAGUUCAAUGGAAUUCCAGCUGACUAGUCACGUGCCAGCCGUUGUAGGAUCAGCAAGGGUUGAGACGUGAGAAACAUGGCUAACUUUCCUGAUCAGGUGGAAGUGCUUGAAAGGUGAGUGCCAUAAGGUGCAGAUUUCACAGACGUCCUUAAAAGUGCUAUACGGUGUAUCAGACGUUCCCAUGCCAUCUAAUUAAAGAAAUCACUAAUCAUUGGUUUGCAAUAAACGAGGAGUUGUUCGUUGACAAUGCGGCCAGAAUUGGUGGUAUUAAGACAGUCGCGUAAGUUUUGAGUAGUAGAUUCAUAGGCUUCCAAAGAAACCACGCACACCGUUUUUAGCUUAAUACAAAGCCCCUAAGCUCUGCUUCUGUGUGAAAAACCACGUAUACUACCUUGCAAUUCGACCGUCUUUGCAAUGCUUACUAAAUUUAAUUAUAAUCUUCAUUCUAGUUAUCAAUGGCUGUCUCUGAUCACCAAAAGCAAUGGAACUCCAUGGUUUCUGGACUACCUCAGGAGGCCUACGGGACCGGGCUCCAGAUGCCUCUGGCAGCUGGUGGAGGUAGUCUCCCGCGCCACUCUCUCCUUCUAAGACUUCUUUAUGAAGCCCCCAGUAUUUCUAGAAGAUGUUUAAUGAUAGUCUCCGACCGCGAGAUAAUUUGCAGUCGCAUGCCGUUCCUGUGAAGCAGUCAUCUACUUUUGCUUAUUGGCAAGAGUUUUGGACAGAAGAGAUCGAUUGUUUAUCUCAAUACAUCGAACUACCACAGCAAUUUCCAAUGGUAGGGAGCGCUCACCGAUCAUUCUUACGGAACUCACUCGUUCCGUUGUGCCUUUUGGGCUCUCUCUCGAGCCCAACCAGCAGCCACACAGCGGCGCAUGAUACGGGCAGAAUGGCACUAUCGACAAAGACAAGGGAGACUGGAAUGGCCAUUUCUGCCCUAUUGGCCGUCGUCAGCCAGUCAUACCCAACCCCGAAGUGUGGCACACCCGAGGCUCGAACUCGCGACCUGUUAGUAAGAAGUCCGCGCCUCUGGGCCAGGAGCCCUUUGUCCUGUCGGUUUCGAUCGGUAAUAUACAAAAUAUAAUUUCCCCCGUCGUAAGCGGCGAAGUUCAUUGUAGCUUCUUAAUUUCCUUAGAAAUUAACUGCGAACUUGGAGUAGAUCAGUAUAUUUAAGGUCUAUAGGCUCAGACCUAAGUUUUUAUGUAUGAAUAUUUCGGCCAAAGUCCAUCAGCCACAGCGGAUAACCGCGUAAUAUUCAUUAACUGCCAACAGGCAGCUAGUAGUAUACUUUGAGGUAAGGCGAUACCAUACUCACAACACAGGUACUAACCAAAAGCCCAUACACGCGUGUUUCACCGAUAUUCUGCCGCUGCAUGACACAGUUGCGAGUGGUUCUGCUCGUCAGUGGGUCCCCCAGCAUUCCCUGUCUGCUUUCUGGUAGAAAUUCCAAUUUAGAAAUUUUAGCUUUUUAAUCUCCUUAGAAAUUAACUGCGAACUUGGAGUAGGUCAGUAUAUUUAAGGUCUAUAGUCUCAGACCCUCGCAGCUGUGUCAUGCAGCGGCAGAAUAUCGGCGAAACACGCGUGUAUGGGCUUUUGGUUAGUACCUGCGCUGUUAGUAUGGAAUUACCUUACCCUAAAGUAUACUUGCAGCCGCCUGUCGGCCAUUAAUGAAUAUUGCACGAUUAUCCGCUGUGGCUGAUGGACUUCGGCCCAAAUAUUCAUGCAUAAAAACUUCCGUCUGAGCCUAUAGACCUUGACUAAACUGAUCUACUCCAAGUUCGCAGUUAAUUUCUAAGGAAAUUAAAAAGCUACAAUUUCUAAAUUGAAGUAUCUACCAGCAAGAAAACAGGGAAUGCUGGGGAACCCAUUGACGAGCCGAACACCUCAAAGCUGUGUCAUGCGGCGGCAGAAUAUCAGCGAAACACGCGUGUAUGGGCUUUUGGCUAGUACCUGUGCUGUUGGUAUGGAAUCACCUUAUCCUAAAGGCGAAGUUCAUUCCCUGCCCCAUGGAGUGGAUAAAGCGCUGGCACUCGCACGCAUUCUCCCCCCUCCCCUUCUCCACCUUACUCCGAUAAAAAGACUGUGUCAGGUUAAUCGGAGACGGACUUGGACGCAAUGACUGACAACGCUAAACGUCCCGUAUACGCGGCGUCAUAAGAGCCGGUCUGGUUCUCGGGGGAACUAGUUUAUCCUGUCAGUUGUCAGCCUGCGAAACCGCGUCUGAGCGUCGUGGUAGAUUUAAAUGGAUCAGAUUUGUUAGGAUGAGGAAUCGACUGAUUUUCCGCAUGUAAAGCAGGCGUUAUUGGCUUGCGCGAGCCCAGCGUAGUCCGACAAACGCUUAUUGUGGGCCCUAGUGACCCCCGUUUUGCUCCAGCGCAUCUAUAACAGGACUCGUUGUCCGAUCCGUAGCUAACACCAGAACAAAUAUAGUGGAAAUUGUCCUUUGCCUUAAUAGUCUUUUUCUCAGGUAAUACGAACCCGGUUUUCUUUAAAAUUUUCAGUCAUAAACUUCAAGGUUAUGACAAGUUGUGUUGUAUACUCUUUAAUAUUUCCAGACCGUCUGAGUAGUGGCACAUAUAAAUGUCACGCUAAAUAAUGUUAAAUUAUUUCCAUGGCCUAAUACAAGUCAUGGAAAAAUUCCUUUCACACCGAUAUUAAGAUGUGCUAAUUGUGUCGUCGAAGGGGUUUUCACGGAAGUGAGAUCAAUGCAGCACUGUGAAACGAGAAAAGUGAGGGAAGAACAUGUUGAGGUGGUAUGGUCGACCACAGGAAGGUUUCCAAUUUAGAGGCCAGGGAAGACGGAUUGGGUUGUACAACUUUACACUAGACGCUCUUCAAGCAGCUGCCAUAAGCCGCCUCUCCAGUCAAAUUGUAUUGUCCCGUGUCCGUCGGCGAGGUUUGCGCCUUCGCUCAGCCUCACUUAGCGUCCGCCAGCCAAUCAGAGGAGGGACAGCGUCGAUUGGCCUCGAGCUCUCGCGAGGCUAAAAACAAUCCUCGCGAAGUCUCAGCAUCGACAGCAAACGUGAAGCGGACAAGAGGGGCAGCUAGACAAGGCGGCGGAGAGCAAAGAACAGCAGACUGCCACCGUCAUUCUCUAUGAUCAAGCUAGCAUUAAGGGCUUUUGAAAUCGCAUGCACACCGGGCUACGUACCCCGAUUUUCGCUUACCUCUGCUGACUAAACGCAACAGUCCCCAGUAUUGGCAUUCGUUCUUUGUGGUAUCCUCCACACUUUCCUCGUUGCCCCUUAUUUGGAGUCCUCCAACUGCAUAUACUCACCCAAAAGUUUAACUGUUUUCGGCAGAGCAGGGAAUUCCGGGACUUAGUUUGAACAAAUCCAAGGCUUCGAAGCUUGCACAGUCAUUUGGCGUCAUACAUCCUGUGAUCCCAUCUUCAACCGUAACAGCCAUAGCAUAUUCACAAAGGCAAAAGUCAUGAUAGGAAAAGCAAUUUAGCCAAAAAGCGAUAUAGACACUUGAAGGAGAGGUAGAAUCAUUCGAAAUUUUAACGGGCCGCUGAGGAGGCAGUUGGCAUAGGGGAACCGUUUUUUGACUGCAUCGAUGACUCCUAAAGCUGAGAACAUUAGUCAGUAGUGUUGGCGGAAGGAGUGAGAAUAGGGCGGGGUGAACCACGUGGUCCUUCUGCUUGCACGGUCCUAACUUUCCCAGCCCGUUUUUCGGUGGACUCUGAAUAGUGCCGAAAGCGCCUAAGUCGUCCUUCGAAGUGUCUCCGCACGUGGUUACUGUCUAACAGGUGAAUCGUGGUCGGGCCUUAUUUUCUGAUCUCAGCAGUCAUUCUAGUUCACAGUCAGCUAACGGAGUACCCGGCUUCUUUUUCCUGUGCACAGUUUAUUUGUGCCCUCAAUUUCGAGAACAUUCGAAAACACAGAUUGGGCAACGGUAUAGAGAAGGACCCCACUUAAGUGUCAGUAGACUGUGGAUCGUGUCAUAUGGGUUUUAUCUUGGCAUACGUUCGCAGGCUAUUGCCGAAAUUACACUGCCAUCAACGAUUACCUCCCAGGAUCUCACACCUUAACUCAAAAGUCGUUAUUUUGUGAAAUUUACUUUUUUUUCUUGUUUAAUUAUUAUUCGCAUUUCCGUUGUCGUACAAUUACGUAGGAUAAGACUCGGCACAAAUCCAGGCAAUUUCUGUGUUUUCUUUCAUUAUGUCAGCUUAAUGUCUAGCGUGCUGGUUCUUCCAUAAAAUUCCAUUUACCACAAAUCACGUAUGGCACGAUCCACAGCCUAUUGAAGGUUAAAUGGGGUCCUUCCCUAUACCACUGCCCACAGACUGAUGUGGGACGCAUAGGUAUGGCAUCUUUAAUUGGUCUAACAUGGUUGGCCGUCUAUGGGGCUUGCGAAAGUGUCCUGCCCCUAAAACGGGCCUCGCGGUUGAUGAGUUUAACCAACACAUGGGCAAGAUCAGAAUUCGGCAGGCGUUAUUGUACAUCGAAACCCAUAACAAAUGUCAACGCUGGGGUGUGGUGAUAUGCCCGUUACUGUUUCACGGCCGCGCCGAUUGGGAUUCGUGCCGUCUCGCUGCUUUGUUUCGUACACGAUGUGAACAAGGGGUUGUGAUGAUACGUCUAGGCAAGGGUUUUAGCCGUGCCAGCCACCUGCGCUCCCUCUCGCCUCCGGUCUUCUUGACUAUUUCUUGACCCCGGAUCCAAGCGAAGGGAGAGUGAAGAAAAUGCAGUGCAAGUCUACUACCACCGUAAACUAAUUCACGUGCAACUCACCGUUUCUGCUCUCACCCUGCUGUGGAGCACACAGUGAACAUCAUCGGAAACAACGGUCGAACUGGCAACGCAGGUGUCUAUCAGUUCGUGGCCCGGCAACGUGCUGCACUGAAUCAGAACGGAGAUGAAACAGGCUCUCGAAACUCGUUUGUCGCAGGGCUCAUUGUGUACGCAAGGCUGUAAUAAGUGGUCAAACAUGUGUGUGUGGCGAUACGCCCUACACGCGGACAUUCACGCCUCACCAAACAACUGAUUUACAAGGUUGGAUAGUCAACUGUUGCAUGGGAGAGGGAGGGGAGUCUGAGGACGCAAACUGCAGAGCCCACUCCCGUGAUAAUUCAUCGCAUUCAUCACUGCAAGUAUUUCGACGCGUUUGAGUCUAACACUAUGCGUAAACAGCGGCGUCAUAGAAGAGCGACAACUGACGGGAUAACUGGGCCCUUUUCAGGACUGAGAGUCAGUCUGCGUUCACUCCCUGCCAAUGUGAUUUUUGUGGCCUCCUCAAUGAUGUGAUGGCCGAGUCGCUCUCAGUGUAGCCCCGUACAUCUGGAGUGAGAGCUAGAUCGUGAGCGGCACGCGCAGACCGGCUGUCGUCCCUGUCAUCCCGUGGGACGGCAUUCAUAUUUACUCAUUUUAGCACAGUCUUGCCAUCAGAGCAAGGUGUGUGUCAAGGAUUGGGGGUGCAAUAGCCAUUCCCUAAGUCUGCUUCAUUAUGAAUCACUUAAGGCGCAAGUUACAGACGCUAAGUACAGUGCGUGACCGAUCUCAUGAAAUAUUGGUCCAAAUUCUGGAAUGCGUUUCCGAUUACGAAGGAUUCCUUAAGUGGGGUCGUUAUGCUGAUUAUCAUGCAGCAUAUCCCUAUAACAUUUCGGGCUUGCCAGGAUGUCGGCUUUUGAAUGCACGUCUUUUUGACCUCCUGCCGUAACCAUACUUGGUAUAAAAUGACUACUUAAGUAGCAUGCAUUUUUCCUAUUGAUUUUUGAUGGUCUUAUAAAUUCAGAUAUAUUUUAUAGAUAACAUGCACAAAAAUAUGCUUUCUUUUGCUCAUUUGGUAGGAAGUCACAUUGUUUUCAUAUUUUAUGCCCGAAGAAAGUGUAUAUUUUCGUUUUAAAAAGCUUUUAAUUAUGAGAUUUUUAAGGCAGUGCGAUGUUCAUGCAUGCAAGACCGCAUAUGUCCCUUUACUAAUGCUUCUCAUGAUAUGUACAACACAGUCCGGAUCCAGUGCGAAAUUUCAUGAACUCUAUGUAAUAUCUUCUUAAAGGCCUGGAGAAAUAUAUGAUUUUCCUUACGCGGAAAGUAUGCACCUUGUAGACUGAAAUUGCUAAACGCUGAUGCAAUGGCAGAUCAGGCUGAAAAUUAUUCGGGAUUUGGGAAACUUUUUUUAAAACCUAAAUACACACUUUCGUCGAGCAUAGAAUAGGAAGACAAUGUGAUUUCCCAUCAAAUGAGCAAAAGAAAGCGUGUGCAUUUUCUCUAUAAAAUAUAUUUGAAUUUAUAAGACCAUCGAGCAUCAAUAGAAAAAAUGCAUGCUACUUAAGUAGUUAUUUUAUACCAAGUAUGGUUACGGCAGGAGGUCAAAAAGAAGUGCAUUCAAACGCCGACACCCUGGCGAGUCGGAAAUGUUAUAGGGUUAUGCUGCAUGAUAAUCACUUAAGUAAUCCUUCGUAAUUGGAAACGCAUUCCAGAAUUUGGAGCAACAUUUCAUGAGAUCGGUCACGCACUGUACACCUCUUGUGGUAGGCUGUAUAAUUCGCCUUUUUUGACGGCUGAACUGAAGUCGCCGCAAGUUGUACCUUGGAAAAGUCUCCCGUUCCGGUUGACUUAUUUUCUUCCUUUAAAUGUCAGUAGAGACUCGCGGGCUUUUCGGUGCAGACAAUGCUAUUGGAUUUUCCGGUUAAGAAUGGCCAUAUAUUUCGAUCAGUUGUUCCGGUUGCCAUUACAAUGAAAGAUGCAUUCACGACAGUAUGGCACUUCACAUGCAACGCUAUUUUAGCCUUCUCAAAGUUUUUUUAAUUUUUACUUAUAAAUGCCCCUCUUACAGAGCAAGUUCAAAUUCUCCGAUUUCAUUAAUAGACAAGAAUAUUUUUUCGUAAAAUCAUAAGCAUCAAACUGUUUCCAUGUUAUUAUAAUGAAAUGGUUAAAAUUGCCACACAUCUCGCAUUCAUUAUUCGUGUCACAAAGCGACAUGGUGUAUUUGUAAAUUUACCUAAAAGCGUUUUCGCCUCAAUGAAUAACGUUUUUUGCAAAAAAAAUGACGUUUUGCAUAUUUUUUCAGCUGGGACUGGUGAUCCGCUUUUGGACAGCAGUUACCAGCAGGCAAGAGACAAUGCGGAAUUUUAUCGCAAUCAGCUGGAGAUGUUGCGCGAGGAAGUGGAUGAUCAGAACACAAGAACUAGUCAGCACUACGAGGAAAAGGUAUUACCGGUCCUUUUGAAACCAAUUGCAGAAUCAUUGCUUAAUCAACUUCGAAAAAUGGCUUUGAAUUGUUGUUCACAAGAAAGUAAAAGCAAGAGGCACGGAGGUUGGGCUUUCGAGUUUACUAUCUGCGUAAACAUUAAUAAAAUCGAAACCGACGUCUACGAUGUGACAGGACUCCUUGCGACUUCUCUCUAAAAUCAAUGCUUUUAAUGUUUUAAGUAGCUCGUUUAAAUGUUCUCUUUAGGAGAAUGCAUCUUCCGAAUAUAGAAUUGACCAUCUUUAACGGAAAGCGUUGUUUUACUUGAGUGAAGGCCACGUUCUUACAAGUUCAUGCUUAUAUUUUGCCAGUACACAGUUUAUGUGGUGGUUAAAAAUCGCAUUUCAGCUAUUAUUAGCACAACUAUCAGAAAAAAACCUACAAAUCCCCUGUCUUUCAGAUCGGCACCCUGUCUGAACGCGUCGAACACUUACAAAACCUACUCACGCAGGAGAACUUCCGAGUUGAACGUCUAAAUGGUGAAUUGGAAUUGGCCAACGCGCAACUGAACGAGGCUCACGAGAACGAAGCUAAUUUGGAGAAUAUGAUUAAUGAGCUGAAAGCGGCUCUGAAACGAAAGCAAACUGUUUCCGUCGGCGACUAUCCACAAACCCCAGGAUCCAAUGAUGGGUUCCUCAUACAGGCCAAACAAGCGGAUACUCAACACUCUUCUCUCCCGCCAAUCCUACUUAACGGGGAAGCGCACGAUGUCAGUAUGAAAUUAAAUGUAGUUUAGAGUGCCUACUUUAGAUCACCUAGUAACAACUAUUUACUAUUUUUUACAGGACGUUGCACCAGCGGAGCAAAGUGCACAGGCUCUUCUGGAUAGCAUUAGAAAUUACUUCCUUAUGAAUCAGGAAGCCUACGAUGCUAUCAAAAACACGCCACUCGCCAGUGGAGGACAACUGGAUAUCUUUACUGCCAGACAGCCGGAUCAGUUUGCUUCCGGUGGGCUUACUCCAGAGGGCAGUAACACUUUCUUCUCACAGCCAAAUGUUCGAAGGUACCUAACGACACCUGAUCAUUCCAUGAAUUCCAUCUUCAACUCCCAGACACAUGUGGAAAAUUUCAAUGUUUCCAAGCUCUCUGAAGAACUGGAAGCGAGAAUAGAGGCUCUGCAGGUGAGUUAGCCUGAUUGGAUAUCAACGUUUACCUAUAAGCACGAUUUUCCUGAAAACAUACAACUCCCCGAAAUCCUCCCAUACCAUCCGCUGAUCUGAUUGGUCCUCUUCUUCUCGUUCAUGCAUCCAUUGCAUGCUCUUGAGAGUCUGUUGAACUACCACUUCGUCCAGGAAGGUAUGACGUAAAUGGUAAUGUUCUCACGAACUAACGAGUUAUAUCGCACGAGCCCCUCUCCUUAAAGGCAGCAAGUAAAAGUGAGCAGUGAAUAAUAUAGAGAUUUUGAACGUCAGGUAACCUGACAACAGAAUGCGACAAUAAAACAUGUGAGGAAGGCGGGCUGUACAGGUGUGUUCUUUUUCGUCACAUUCAAACAAGCAAUCUGGUCAAAGAAAAUGGGACUAAAUUGUCAAAGGUAAAGUAGUUCGGUACCUCACCACAAGUAGUAUUUUCCCUCAUCUCUGCUUCACAGAUUUGACGGAGUUGUCGCUCUUUCAGUCACAUGCGCACACACACAUUGCUCUUUCCCCACAGCAACAACUGGAGGAGGAGACAGGCUACCGGGAUGAUCUGGAACUGGAGUCACAGGAGAUGCGCAACAGAAUUGCAAACCUGACACGUCAGCUGCGUCGGCAGCGUGAUGAGCACGAGGAGGAGAUUCUAGAGAAGGAUCAGGCACAUCUGAAAAAGGUACGAGAACUCACGGAGACCGUCGACGACCUCGGCAAAGAAAAGGCAGCCCUGGAGAAGCGGUGCGCAGAUCUGCAAAUCAAACUGGACGAUCUGCGCCAGGCUCCUGAGCUCAGCGAUGAGGAUGAAGGUGAGGAAUCUUGUUUCAGUUCAACUCCUUAUAAAUUUUUUUAGACAUUUCAGACUAAAAUUUUCUUUCAGCCUCCUUAGGAUGUCUAAAAGUAAAUGUAUGCCCGAGCUCGAAAUAGUUUGCGGCUGGCCACUUCGUUAAGAAGAAGACACGACUGCUAGGGCAAGAACUUUAUUAGCCUGACGUCUCUGAUUCCUGCUCGAACUCAUCAUCAGAGACAAUAGUGGAUACGGGUGGUUUCAUGCACAAGGGGUCGCAGUACUUAUUAUAGGAUGCAGUCGGUAGCAUGGAUAUUGCAUCUUAUAAAUACUGCAGCUCAUUGUGCAUGAACCAGCCGUAUGUGAUAUUUUAUCUGAUGAUGGGUUUGAGCAGGAAACAGGAACGUCAGGCGAAUGAAGCUCUUGUCCCAACGAUCGUGUCCCCUUCUUCACGACUGCUUUCUGGGACUCGUCUCCUCGCUUCAAUUGGCUAGUCACUUCUAAUUACGCGACUUUUGAAAAAUAAUUUCUCCCAGCAUAACAAACAAGGAAUGAACUUAUGUGAUCGGAGUUAGAACUUCGCCCACGGGAUAUUUUGUUAACGAAGUUGAUGACAUCUGCGUUAUAAGUGUAUGUGUUAAGCAGCAUAUGCGCAGUCUGAAUAUUUAAGCGGAGAUUUCAAAACCAUGACUUCGAUAUGCCUGGAGUCACAAAGUUUAGUUGGAAUGAAACAUAACCACACCCAAUCCUGAAGUUAACCCUCAGACCAUUAACCCUCAAUCCCGUGAACCCGUCAACUCUCAAUACCGAUCGCAGCUGACUGCUCUUUAUAAUGGAAGAGGAGACACGAUCACUAGGACAAGAGCCUUAUUCGUUUGACGUUUUGGAUCCCUGCUCGAAUCCAUCAUCAAAGACAGUAGCAGAUACUAUUGUCUCUGAUGAUUGGUUCAAGCAGGAAUCCGGAACGACAGGCAAAUAAAGCUCCUGUCCCAGCGAUCGUGGCUCCUUCUGCAUGACUGCCUCCUUGGACUCGUCUCUUCGCCUUUAUUGCUCUUCAUAAUGCCUGCUAGAGCGAUGCCAGCAAAACCAGUUGCCGACAAUUGCAUCCCAUAUAAACGCAGGCAUUUUAAAACUCUUUAUUUCAUACUUAGCCCUAGACCAAUUAACGAUUGAACUUUACCUGUGUAAAACAUACUUCAUUAGAAUUGAAUUUUCAGCCAUUGUUAAUGUAAGGAUAACCGAAUUGUGCUAUCAUACAAGGUUACAGCAUUUACUCAUUCUGUGGGUUUAUGGUGCACACUGUCACUGAACCAAAGUAGUCUAACGAAAUGCUUAUAGUGGAUAUGCUGUAACAUUUCCAGGGUCGGUAGUCAAACGUUGUCGUCUACCCAGCGAAAGUAAAUAGCAGUCAUAAACGCACGGAUUUCAGAUGGAGGAUGGCUGAUUUUCAGUCUUGCAUGAUUCUGGCAUUUUUUACGGAAAAUGCAUAUGAUUGUGGAAACUAGUAUAGAUUUUCCAUCACAAUGAAACCCAUUCCUAAGUACGGGGCCUCCAAGUCCAAGUUAACCACUACAUUUGACAGCUGAAUUUGAAGUCUCCGGGUAACUUCUGCGCAACGUCUAUCUUUCAGUAACCGACGAACUUCGCGACACGCAUGCCCGAGUGGUCGCCGAAAACAAACGCUACCUUAAGGAACUCGAGCAUCUGCAGGAGGAGUUCGAUCAGUUCAAGGCUGAAAAUAAUCUCGAGGAGGUCACAAAACAGGUGGGCCGAAUCAAAAUUAUGAUAUGCUGCACCGUCUCUCUUACCAUCUUCCUAUAAACCUUCGGGGGAAAACUGAUAUUCAUUUAUCAGAGACUUCUACCAGGGGCAAAACUGCAAACUGCUGCCACUUUUUGUGUUCAUAUUUCUCGAUUCUGAAGUUCUGUUUGCUAAAUUCGCUCCCAACAGGUGGCGGAGAGAGAUCUGAAGAUUUCUCAGUUGGAGGUUGCCCAGCACCACGCCAAAUCCGACAUUGAGAUCCUCAACGUUCGUCUGCAGAAUGCAAAUUCUCUGUUGGAGGAGGUAAUGCCUUUAGCCCCCCACUUCCCCUUCCCUGCCCCCUGAUCGCAUGACAUCUAUUUCCACAACAAAAUGAGCCCGAUUUUGUCGUCAUGUAGAACGAACAGAGGCUGAGAGUGGCGACCAAGGAGCGACAGAAUCUCGUCCACCGCAUUGCCCAGUUGGAAACGGAGCGCGACACGGCCGUCCGGGAGGCAGCCGCGGCCAGCGGGCGUGCGGGUGCUGAGCGUGAAGCCUCAGCCGCUCGCCAGCGUGAUCUGGAGAAUAUCAAGGAGGAGCGGGAUCUGUUGCGCCGUGAAGUUCUGGAGGUCAAAAUCUCCCUCACUGAGUCCACAACCAAGGCGCAGGCAGAGAAGGUCGCUCUGGAGAAACGUCUGGCGGAAUUGGAGACCACCGCCGCGAAGAGAGAGAAUGACCUCAAAAUGGAGGUGGAAAGGUUGCGCGACCAGGUCGAGAACCUUCAGGUAGGUUAACUUGUUUCCAUUGGGUUUUUGGGUUAUUUCUAUACUUUACUGUUGUUUUCAGCGGAACACAGGCAUUCACCACCACUGUGGGUGCAUCCUUUUCGCGCAUUUCCAUGAUUUUCGUGCGUUGCAAUGAACGACCACAAAGUAGAGUUGUUAGCACUUACGUUGGUAGUUACGAUGUUAUGUUCACUAUUAGUAGUAGCCGCGGCAGUGGUACUAGUAGCCGCAGUGGUAAUGGUAGUAGCAGCAGUAGUAGUAGUAGUAGUAGUAGUAGUAGUAGUAGUAGUAGUAGUAGUAAUAGUACGAGUAGUAGUAGUGGUAGUAGUAGUAGUAGUAGUAAUAUUAGUAGUAGUAAUAGUGGUAGUAGUAGUAGUAGUAGUAAUAGUAGUAGUAGUAGUAGUAGUAGUAGUAGUAGUAGUAGUAGGAGUAGUAGUAGGGGUGGUAGUAGUAGUAGUAUUAGUAGUAGUAAUAGUAGUAGUAGUAGUAGUAGUAGUAGUAGUAGUAGUAGGACUAGUAGUAGUAAUAGUAGUAGUAGUAGUAUUAGCGCUAGUAGCAGCAGUAGCAGUAGUAGUAGUAGUAGUAGUAGUAGUAGUAGUAGCACUAGUAACAGCAGUAGCAGUAGUAGUAGUAGUAGUAGUAGCACUAGUAACAGCAGUAGUAGUAGUAGCAUUAGUAUCAGUAGUAGUGGUAGAGGAAGUGGUUGUGGUAGUAGUAGUAGUAGUAGUAGUAGUAGUAGUAGUGACAGCAGCAAAAGUGUUAGUAUUCGUAGUGGCAGUUGUGGCAGUAGUAGAGGAAGAUAAAGUAUUAGUAGUUCUAACAAAAGUAACGGUAAUAUUCCAAGGUAAGAUGGGGAAUAUAAGAACAUCAACUUGUCUUUUAGUAGUUAAAUUAUUUGAUUACCAGUACUGCACGUCCAGUCACUGUGUUCUUUGUGUCCGCCCUUCACUUUCAGUAGGUCUUGAUUAGUGAUAACUGCCGAUACCAGUUUUUACAGCGCCCUCAUUGAGAUUUGCAUCCCCUCUGGUUCUUCGUCAUUGGCAAUAGGCCUGAAUUCUCUUACUCUAGUAGUAGUCAAUGAUACGGCAAAUUUUCGCACCGAAAAUCUAACAUACCUCUUCCCCUCCCUCGCUUCUUCCGCCCUCCCCUCCUCUAGCAAGAACUUACUGAGACACAGAAGCUCGAGUCGACCGCCAAAACAGAUAAUCGGCAUUUGAAACGUCAGGUCACGGACCUCCAGGACAGCCUGGAUACCUACGUGCGAAAGGUCAGUGAUCUGGAGAGGCGCAGUUCAGACCUGUACGCGGAGCUCGAUCGUGCCAAGGCUAGCCUGACCGCGGCUCGGGAGACAGCAACCCUCCUUCGGGAAAGACAGACCCGAGCCAAUGAGGACUGCAGCAUGAUGCUGGCCGACGACGUCCAGGUUUCCGAUGAUGAGAGUAGCUCUGCCUACGAGGCUUACUCACGCACAUCCGCGGACAACUUUAACAGUAGUCAGACGCUGGAUAGGCCUCUCAAGCGGUGAGUCCUCCUUAGGACAGCCUCGGUAGUCAAGCAUCAGUUUCAUAGUUAGACUGGCUGAAAAGAACAUUUUGCCCAAUAGGAGAAGGCUGUUUACCGCUGUGUGUUCCGUUUGCAAAUAGGCAAAAGAAUAGAACAAUCGAAGUCAAACGACGGUUGGCCAAAUUACAAAUAAGAAAAAAGCAAGCUCCAGAAGGUACAGUAGGUGGGCUAAUUCAUGAAAUGCCAGCCGAAAUUCUGAAAUUCGUUUUCGAUUCGAAAAGAUUUAUUAAAUAGGGUUGUAAAAUUAAUCAUUGUGCAGCAUAAUUCUAUAAUAAUUCAGUUGCCUCACGAUGCCGGCUUUCGAACGAACAUUUUUUCGGCUGCAUUCAAAAUUAUGCUCUGUAAAAAAUGACCACUUAAGUAGCCUGCAUUUUUCUUAUUGAUUUUCUAUGCCCCUGAAAAUUCAAUUAUAUUUCGUAGAAAACAUGCAUAAUAAGUAUUCAGUUUCUUGCUCAUUCCGUAGAAAGUCACAUCUUCUUCCAAUUUCGUACGCGAAGGAAGGGUAAAAUUCGGUGUUAUAAAGGUUUCUAAUUGCGAGCUUUUUUAAUACUGUGAAAUGGCCCUUCAUAAAACGUCAUGUCUCCUCAUUUACCAAUGUGACUUGUAAAGUAAAUAAUAGGGCUCAAAUCCACUGCUACAUUUUAUGAACCCCAUAUAGUCUCCUCUUAAUACCGUAGAGAAAUGUAUGGUUUUCCGUACGCGGAAAAUAUGUGGCUUGUAGUUUUGAAUCCCUGAAUGCAAGUGGAACGGCAGGUCGGGGUUCAAAAUUAUUCGGGAAUUAGAAAAUUUUUUGAAAACCAAAUUAUGCCUUUCUGCCGAGUAUAAAAUUGGAAGAAGAUGUAAUUUUCUACCGAAUGAGCAGAAGAAUAAAUAUUUUAGUACAUUUUUUCCAUGAAAUAUAAUCGAAUAUUUAAGGGCAUCAAAAAUCAAUGAGAAAGGUAUAAGUAGGCCUUUUUAUAGAGUAUUGUUUGUGCCGGCAGCCGGGAAGAAGUUCGUUCGAAAGCCGGCAUCCUGAGGUAAUUGAGUUAUUAUAGAAUUAUGCUGCACGUUGAUUAGUUUUGCAACCCUAUUUAAGUAAUCUUUUCGAAACGAGAACACAUUUCGGAAUUUCGGUUGGCAUUUCAUGAUUUAGCCCACCUACUGUAGUUGGGAGGAAGGAGAUGCGAUCUUUGGGACAAUAACUUUCGCCGUGUGAGCUUCUGCAUUCUAAAUCGGACUCAUAAUCAGAGACGGUCGCAGAUAAUGGUACUGAACGGACGAUAUGUGCACUAUUUACGGGACACAUUUGGUAUGCUACCGCGUACAUACCAUAAUUAGCAGUUCUUGUAUUCACCGUCGGUGGUCGUAAUUGGUCCAACGAUUGCUUUCCCUGUUUAUAACGGCCCCCUGGAUUUGGAGUUACACAGACGACGGGCAAAGUGACCGAAAGACCCAUUGCCACGUCAGGUAACGUCUGAAGUCGUUUGAGGGGUCUGAUGCAGGUGCGGCAAAGUGGCCGGGGUGGCGGAGUGAGCACAGCUUCCGGCGUCAGUACCAGUGAGCCGAAGGGCUGAGUAGCUGUCAGGCCACUAAUCAACACCGAUGCUGACGAGCGAGCAAUGAUCCCACCGAUUUCGUCCACCGUUGAUGAAUGUGGGGGCUGCCAAUUAUGGUAAGUAAGCGGUCGCAUGGCAACUGACUCCUAUACUGAGACUCCUGUACAUUCAGCACUCUAAUAUGAGGCCGUUAAGUGAGUGGGAUUCCCACUACACCGACCGCAUCUUCCUUUUCCUACCGAUUCACCAUUUUCGCCUUAGUAAACCUCGGAGUUUUUGUCGGUUUUGGAGUGCCUCUUCCACGUACCUCCGAGCUACUUCUUGGUGCAUGCAUUCUCAACUUACCGUUCGCUUUUUGGCAUUCCUCCCAAGAACUUUCCGCUGCAUGGUCAAUCUACUUACUGUCUUUCUAACCACCGUUACUCCGUACUCGUGUAUUACAAGCGACACUGGAGUAAAUAAGCUAAAACAAACAAACCAGUCAUGCAAGAUAUUUAACUGAUACCCAGGCUACUACUGACCCGAUUUGGUCUAUCGGUUACGCCAUUUUCCGCCUGCUACCACCCAUAUCGUUAACUCCCAUUCUACCAUCCAAGUAAAUAAAAGACUUGAUCUCGAUUUACCACUUAACGAAUACGACUGCCGUUCGCAGACCUAUCAUAAGAUGCGGAAAUUUGUUCGGUGAAGGGGGUGACGUUCGCGAUAAGGCUGAGUUCACGGCGUCGUGACGGCGACUCACUGUUACAGGUCGCUACUCGCACCCAAGGGCAAGGCCACGAGUUCAACUUCGCGAGUACACGGAAUGAUGGUGCGAGCCAGUUAUAAAACAGGGCGAGGACUGAGGGAUUCCUGGGUGUCUGACACCAAGUCCAUCAGCGGACACGUCAAUAUACCCCCUGCUAACGCGCGCUUCCUUCUUGCGGCCAAGUGGCGCGACCCAAUUCCCAGCUAGUGGCGCACGCCGUCUCGACGGCGUGGACUCAGCCUUAUUGUGAACACCAUCCCCCUCACCCCAACACCCCCCCCCUUUUUGUGGCUGCAAAACUGUUCAUUUGGCAUUGCCUUCUCACAGGCUGAUGAGUGUACUGUCCCAGUGAUUGCGCGUUCAUCUUCUUUGCAACAAGAACCUGGGACUCGCAUAUUCACUUCUAUUUGUAGAGUGCGCAGAGAGCAACGGUUAUGGUUAUUCAACCUUUAUUGCGUGACUAGGUUACGAGGGGACUCAACCCCUGGAGGACCUUUUUGCCAAAAGCUGGUCUCAAUUUAUCGUCUAUAAAAUGAAAUGUCUACUCUUGUUGUGUAAGUAACACUUUAGCAUCACAAUUUUGUCAGUGUGUGCGUCCCUGUUUUCUUCCUAAUGUUCUGCAGUGGUUUUAACGUGAACCCGCGGUUUUGCUGAAAGUUUGCAGUAUCAUAAAAUAUAAACCGUCAGUAAUGGAAAUGUGGUGCGAAGACAGUAUGUCGAAAGGAAAAAGAGAGUUCACAAGGAGAGGUAGAACACAUUUCGUUUUCAUGCCGAGUGCUCACCGUUAAAUAAGUGACGGAUACGAACUGGGCAUUUGAAAUUGACCGUUAGUAAGAAUGCGUUAAAAGUUAGAAACAGACACGGGGUACAUUCUCCGACAAUUUAAAACUUCCAGUAUUGCUAUGCUGCCUUAAAAUCAUCGGGCAGCGUGUACUAGGACCUUAUAAGUGCAUAAUAAACUGGAAUAGGUCUAUUUGGCACGCCUCCUGAGCUGUGAGUUUUCAUAUUCAAAUGAGAACGAAACGUGAGAAUCCAUCUCAUGGCACAUCAGUGCGUUUCGCACAGAAAAAAAUAAAUCUGAUGUUCACUUAUCUAUCAUGAUGCGAUAAAAUAGUGGCUUUCAAGGCUGGCAGUUGACGGAAGGUUCGGUCACUCACAGGUCGGAGAGUCAAGAUACAGCGAGUCCUUCUAAAUGUGGCCUCAAGAGCAUCAUCACCGAUGCGAGGUCCGGGUCGCAAUUAUUGCGGUUAGGCUGUUUACCCUUGUCAAUCACCGCGUCCUACCCCGCCUCCGUUCGUUCUGGCAUUGUUUCAUCAUUCGUGUAAUUAUCUAUCGUACUCACAACACAAGUACAAGCUAAAAUCCCAGAAACGCGCGUCUCGCCGAUUUUAUGCGCUGCCCAACGCAGCUGCGAGGGGUAUGCCUCAUUAGUGGGUCCCCCCAGCCUUCCUGAGUGUUUUUCGACAUGUAAACGCCAGUUUAAUCUUCCCCUGUUUAAUUUCGAGGGAUUUGAGGCGCGAACUUGGAGUAAAUUCUUCGGAAUAAACCUUUUCAGUAUGGAAAAUAAUUACACAGUCGUAUACUACUGGCGGUUUGGGAGAAUUACGUGGUUUUUCCGCAGUAGCUGAUGGAUUUCAGUCCAAUAAUUCAUAUCAAAUUUCGGACCGAGCCUGUAAAGGUCUGUUCCGAUGAAUUUACUACAAGUUUGCGCAUAAAUUUCCCCCGACUUUAAACAAGGCAUUGUUUUAUCAUCGUAGGAUGUGCGAGGGAGCAGAAUGCGCGGUAGAUGCGGUGCAAGUCCGUCCUACUACAAACUAAUUGGGGCGCAUAGAGGCCACCCAGAGAGAUGCAGUGCAGGUCGUUUUUUGUGAUGGUUCAACUGGCUCUCAUUCCAGCCGUCCGGAUUGCAGUUGGGCGCUUCAAAAGGACAGAGGGGAAAUAGGGACUUUCGGCUGCAGAUAAAGUGGUAAUCUCCGAUGUCACGCAAGACGGGAAAGUGCUCUAUCUGAUGGUCUGUCUUUUGCCGCGAAUCUCAGAUGGGAGUCCAGUAGGCCGACACAUCGACAUCAUUCCGGCAUAUCAACCCUUGAGCUAUUAGCACCAUUCACUCCAAUUCAUAGUGAGUUUAGGGCGAUUAACAGUGAGGUACAUUAGAGACGAUUUGAUAUUUAUUGUGACGGAGGGGGGGAAUUAAGACGAUAAUCUACCAGGCAGCUCAACCAUCCAGUAGGUUAACUGGACCUCCAUCAGUCAAGUAAAUAACCUUUAUCUCAUGCUGACCAAUCAGAUGGUAAGCAGAAAUCGGUUCAGCCCAAGUAGCCAAUAAAGUUUAUCGGAAACAAGGCCAAUUACCUUGGAAGUCAUUGAAAUUAGUGUUCAGAUGUUCGUAUGUUACAGGCGAACUAGAAACAGCAGGCCCAAACGUUAAUCCGUGAAUGUGCUUGUCUCAAAAAUCUGCCCCACCAACCCCCUCCGCCCUCCCCCACAAACAAUUGUUUCAGCUACUUAUUUUCAAAGAGGACUAACAACCAUAUAACUUCCUGGAGGGAAUGCUGAAAGUCCUGGCUAACAAACCCUUUUGUAUGCGGGUAGAAUAAGAAUAUUUUUGCGUAAAUUUUAGUCAAAACAUGAGGUCAAGCAGCAAAGGUACCCCCUACUCCUCCAAUCGCUCUCUCUCGAGGCCGGGAGCCUCCUCAACUCUGCCACACUAUGGCUCCUAUAAACAACUCGCGUCUCACGCAAAGGAGAAGAGGCACCAGCCCCGAAUUGAGUACUUCUCCGCUGAACGGAAGAAGCCCUUCUCGGAUGCAAACACUACAGAUUCCGAUUUGGAUGCUAAUUAG
Molecule: messenger RNA, 43274 nt
Organism: Spirometra erinaceieuropaei
Lineage: Eukaryota; Metazoa; Platyhelminthes; Cestoda; Diphyllobothriidea; Diphyllobothriidae
Source: the annotation of a GenBank genome assembly